This is a messenger RNA of Fusarium redolens, 885 nucleotides long. RefSeq lists its product as uncharacterized. The record is from RefSeq and is a predicted model, not a curated record. Bases 232 to 600 code for a protein of 122 amino acids. Lineage: Eukaryota; Fungi; Ascomycota; Sordariomycetes; Hypocreales; Nectriaceae. The transcript is spliced from 4 exons.
AGAAGACGAAGUGGCUUCAGCUUGAGUUUGGGGCUGACACAGCCGUUCACCAGCUGUAUAUAAAACGCGCAGGCUGGCUGAUGAAGCUUGCUGGUGCAUAACUCAUCUUUCUCAAUAUGCUUGUCUCACAAUCGCUUCUCUCCCUUGGUUCUAUCUUCAGCUCGGUGACGACGCUGCCGGGAUGCGGUGAAGUCAACGUUUUCUAUACCGGUUUACCGGGUCGCCAUAUGUAUGUUACGCAGCAAGGCUAUGAUACCGCUCUUGUUGAGGCGCAGAUCUUCAACCAUACGCGCCAGCUACGGGAAGCGGGAUACGAUACCUGGCUCCGAAAUGAAUAAGCACAUGAAAGACGUCCUCUGGCAUGUUGCCGGCAUUGGCUUUGGAGUCCGAGGAUCUCAGAUUUCGGAUGUCAUCACGCUCUUUGAAGAAACCCUUGACAUAUACCGUGAAGAAGCGCCGAAUGCGAAAUUUGUCUUCAACUAUAAUCCAUUGACCUUUUUAUGGUCUGUCAAACGGUAUUUCCCAUUGUCCAGUGAUUGCAAAGAUCAGCCAGGAAAGGAUUUGGGAUACAUCACGAUUUGCGAUGGAGCAUGUAUUUGAAUUGGACAACAACAUACAAGAAACCGAUGUUGGAGAGGGUGAUGAAAUAUCUUUAACUUCCGCCUGAGCGCAACAUUAAUCACAGGAUAGUUGUUCUCGGCCAUUGAGAUCUUCAUAAACUGAUCUUACUUCUGAACAUCAUCGUGUCACAGUGGCCUGGUCUUUGAGCCAGACACCAUGCCCAUCACCAUCAGGCAUAAGGCCAGGGAGAAAAUAUGUAACCAGUCGUAGGAGUUUCUAAUCGCUAUGCGUGGCUAUAUUGAAGCAAAUCUUAGUUAUCGAGAG